AUGUCAAUCGCAUUUCUAGCAGAUAAAUCAAAAUCCAAAGUCACAAAAGGCCACCUCAAAGGCAUUGCCUCAAAACUGAACAUAACAAUCCAAGAUGGACCCGAUGCCGACGCCUAUCUCCUCCUCCUCCAGUCCAUGGAGGCGAUCAUGCAACGCAUAGAAGAUGGUGCAGAUUACAUGCAUCCAGCACUAUCACCAGUCCCAACCAUAUCCCCGCGAGAAUAUUGGCUACCAAGUGACAAAAACGAAGAUAAUCCGCUGAAUGCAUGGAGACAUCGAUGCGAACUCGUCGCUUCCAAACCUACCAACUCUUUGCUACAGGGUAGAACAAUCGCAAUCAAGGAUAAUAUUUCUAUCGGCGGUCUCCCUACAACACUCGGCACGUUUACAGAAAUCUUAUGCAAAGAUGGGAAAUUACCCGUUUCGCCUAUUGAUGCUUCAGUGGUGUCCAGAAUUCUUGAAGCUGGAGGUAUAAUUAAGGGAUCUUCGAGCUGCGAGAAUUUCUGCGCUUCGCCAUUGUCAUAUAGUGCCGCUACGGGGCCUGUGCAUUCUCCUUGGUUGAAUGGGUAUACCUCUGGUGGUAGCAGUAGUGGCUCUGCUGCUCUUAUUUCUGCGAAUAUCGUGCAACGCCAGACUGAAAACAAGUUUGGGCAGACAGUCGAUCUGGCCAUUGGCGGUGAUCAGGCGGGUUCCAUCCGUAUCCCGGCUUCUUUUACGGGGAUAUAUGGUCUGAAACCGACGCAUGGAUUGAUUCCGUAUACUGGAGCAAUUGGGCUAGCACCCAUGGUUGAUCAUUUGGGCCCUCUUGCGGAAAAGCUAGAAGAUAUUGCGCUGCUAUUGCAGGUUAUGGCAGGGUAUGAUGGGAUAGAUCCUCGGAUGAGCCCUGAAUCACCAUUGAGGAAUCAAGUAGCCGACUAUCCGGCACAACUAUCCGAAUUCCGAUCUCGACAACUUGCUGAAGGCGAGAAACUCGGUUCCUCGUUCAAAGUAGGCUUGAUAUCAGAGUCGUUCGAUAUUCCAGGUCUCACUGCCCAGAUUCGGGACACAGUCCUAGAAUCCGCAAAGAAAUACUUCACCCAAGCCGGCGCCAGUGUCUCUGAAGUCUCUAUCCCCAUGCACCGCGAGGGUAUAGUUAUAUGGACAGCCGCUUGUCGCCCAUCAACGUCCGAGUUUGCCUGUCAAGGCAAACCAGGCGGAUUCCUCACCUUUCCAGCACCACAUAUCCACACCCAAUGGCCACCAAAUCAGCAAAUGUACGAAAUCCUAACAGCCACAAACCCGGCUUUGGUAAAUAUCAUUUUCAACGCACCCUUCAUUACAGAGCGGUUUGGUCCUAUGACGGAGGCAAAAGCGUAUAGAAAAGCGUACGAGUUACGUGCUGCUUAUGAUCAGGCCUUUGAAGAAUUUGAUGUGCUCGUCACGCCCUGUGCGCCGAGCGUUUCGACGCCGCAUCCGAAAAUGAAAGGGGAUGAUGAUGGGCCUGCGAGCUCGAUAAUGGAUAAAGUGAAUGUUGCGGUGGGAGUGACAACGAAUACGGGGCCGUUUAAUGUUACGGGACAUCCGGCGAUGAAUGUGCCGUGUGGGUUUGGGAGUGUUGAGGGCAAGCCGGAUGUGAAGUUGCCAAUUGGGAUGCAGGUUAUUGGAAAGAGGUGGGAUGAGAUGAGUAUUUUCAAGGCGGCGGCGAUUUUCGAGGAGGGUCGUCGGUUGGCUAAUCUAUAG
Molecule: messenger RNA, 1719 nt
Organism: Talaromyces marneffei
Lineage: Eukaryota; Fungi; Ascomycota; Eurotiomycetes; Eurotiales; Trichocomaceae
Exons: 2
Coding region: 1-1719 (572 amino acids)
Molecular function (GO): catalytic activity
Source: RefSeq, a predicted model, not a curated record